This is a messenger RNA of Mycena citricolor, 2167 nucleotides long. Lineage: Eukaryota; Fungi; Basidiomycota; Agaricomycetes; Agaricales; Mycenaceae. The record is from the annotation of a GenBank genome assembly.
AUGCCAGACGCUGUCUCCUCCUCCUCUUCAUCGGCUCCAGAGUCACAGCGCCUCCUCUCCAAACCCCCGCCCUCGUAUCACAGCGUCGACGAUGGACCCGUCUCCGAGCAAGACUCUCCGCCCCCUCUAUUGAACAAAUUCAGCAAGUCCGACACUGUUUGGAUUCUAGCUGGACUUUGGUCGGCGGUGUUCCUCGGGGCUCUUGGGACUGUCGUCGCCACGCUCCUGACGCCCAUCGGCAGCGACUUUAACAAGUCCAAUCAAGCGUCCUACAUCGGGACUUCCUACCUCUUAUCGUUGUGCUGUUUCACACCUCUAUAUGGCCGUAUGUCGGAUAUCCUGGGCCGCAAGGGCGCUAUGCUUACUGCCUUGUUCCUUUUCGGCACUGGAACCCUUCUUUGCGGAUUUUGUCCUUCUAUGAAAACUCUGAUCAUGGCGAGAACGCUGGCUGGAAUGGGCGGUGGAGGUUUGUACGGUCUGGGGGCAGGGAUCGGCGGACCUUUGGGUGGCUGGGUCAAUGACAAGUUUGGAUGGCGAUCGGCUUUCUUAUUUCAAGCCCCAUUGCUCAUUGUCAGUGCGGUACUAGUGGCUUGGAAGGUAAACAUCAGGCUUCCCUCCGAAGUCGAAUCACAGUCGCUACACGAGAAAUUGCGUCGCGUUGACGCACUGGGAUCUGCCACCUUAGUCGGAACUGUGGGCACGCUUCUUCUCGGAUUCAGUCUCAAGACCACCGAAGAGAUCCCGUGGUCACACCCUUCGAUCGUAUCUUUGUUCUCGGCUUCUGCAGUAUGUUGCGUGUCUUUUGUGUUGGUGGAGAAAUACUGGGCGCCUUUCCCGGUGAUGCCACUUGGUCUCAUCACCCGGAGAACGCCUCUGGCGGUAUCUGUCGCCAAUCUGUUUGCCAGUAUGGCUGCAUUCUCGAUGAUAUACAAUGUCCCGCUGUACUUCUCGGCUGUGCGACUGUAUUCGGCGGCCAAUACGGGAUCCCACUUGUUACCCCAUUCAGUGAGCACUCGGCCUUGUCUUGCGGAGUUGGACAUCCUCAGCCGAGAUUUCGCCCAGAUAGCUAUUUCCUUUGGCAGCGUCUUUGCCGGAUGGGCAAUGCGUCGGACAGGCAAGUUGUACGUACUCACGCUCGUGGCAUCGGCCGCCAGCAUUUUCGCCAACAUCCUUGUGAUACUUUGGGACGAAAAGACAUCUCAGUGGCAUCUUUGGCUCGAUAUCGUUCCCCACGGCUUCGGGAUGGCAAGUUUCAUCACCACCACUCUGAUCGCAAUUACCUAUCUUUUCCGCACGACCGGUCAGGUCCUUGGGGUCAGUCUCAGUGGGGCAAUCCUGCAAGCUGUCUUGGUCCAGAAACUCCGGGAGCGCAUCCAGGGCCCAGGCUCCGCAGAGCUGAUACAUCAAAUCCAACAUGCGACGGAUAGCAUUGGUCAUCUGGACCCCGUCACACGAAAAGCAGCGGUUGAUUCAUACGCUGACGCACUUCGCGUCGUCUUCAUAUUCCAGGCGGCAAUGUCCUUUUUGGCUCUUCUGUCGUCGAUCCCGAUCCAAGAAAGUCCCUUGCCUGAACUCACCAAGCGGACGGGCAUGCCAGGAGAGGCAGAGAAACAAAUGGAUGUGGUCGGAUCAAAGUUGGGGCAAAUUGUGACGGCUGUCACCGACAACUUUCUCUCGGCCGUGAUGUCCUCUGCUGGAGGAUCCUAUGCGGUCAACGCCAUGCGCAACGCACGCGUCAUGCGCGACGUGAAGGCGCGCAAGGGCGUGCUUGCAAACGAAGUCACUCGUCGCGCGUACCUCUAUGUUGCUCGGAACACCACGCUUCCGGCCCAAGUCCGCCACCAGGCGCAACUGCAGCUCAAUAGCUUCGACAAAUAUUCACGCCCUACGACUGUGAAAAACCGCUGUGCAGAGACUGGACGGGGGAGGGGUAUCAUCGGUGAAUUUGCGCUGUGCAGGCAUCAAUUCCGCCUCCAGGCUUUGCACGGUCAACUCAAUGGUGUCCGAAAAGCCAUGUGGUGAACAAAGCUUGCUGGUCCAAGAGAUAUAGUACUAUUACUGCUAUCGUACACCACCACCUUCAAGUAGUCUUGGGCGUAUUUUCUGCACUGUUGAGUUCGGCUAGACGAAUCUCAGGUUCACCUCUCUCUCUCCUCCAGCGAUUGAC